GAACGGUUGAAGAGGCGACGUGGCCCGCAUGGGCGGUCGAAUGGGAAUUCCUGGGGAAAUCCAAGACGAACAUCAGAGAAAAUGAUGGAGCGAAAGUGUUAGGCCCGUGAUUCGUUUCUUCCUCAACCCGUCUCUGGCCUUUCAGGCUGCACCCUAAUCGCCGUCAUCGUUUUUCUCUUUGGACCUGCCGACUUCCUUACCAGUUUCUCCAAGAUGAAGCUCAAUCUCGCAAAUCCCCAGGCGGGGAUGCAGAAGACCGUCGAGGUCGACGACGAGAAGAAGUUGUUGCCAUUUUUCGAAAAGCGAAUGGGUGCUGAGGUUGCAGGUGACAGCAUCGGUGAUGAGUUCAAAGGCUACAUCUUCCGCAUUUCUGGCGGCAACGACAAACAAGGAUUUCCCAUGAUGCAGGGCGUCUUGGUGAACCAUCGUGUUCGCCUCCUGUUCCGCAAAGGGAUGAAGUGCUACAGGCAGCGGAGGACCGGUGAGAAGAAGCGCAAGAGCGUGAGGGGUUCCAUCGUUGGCCCUGAUCUUGCUGUCCUGAACCUUGUUCUAGUCAAGAAGGGACCCGAGACGAUCCCAGGUCUGACCGAUGCGGAGCGCCCUCGGCGAUUGGGACCGAAGCGCGCAAACAACAUUCGCAAGUUGUUCAACUUGUCCAAGGAUCAAGAUGUGAGGAAGUAUGUCGUUCGUCGACAAAUUGAGGGAAAGAAGAAGACAAAGGCACCCAAGAUUCAGCGCCUGAUUACGAAGACGCGCGUGCAGCGCAAGAGGGCGUACUUGGCUAAACAGCGCCGAAGUGUCAUUAAGAGCCGUGAAGAGGCCAAGGCUUACAAGGAUGUACUUUCUGCUUACAAGCAUGAGCUCAGGAAGAAGCGUGCUGAUGUUGUCGCAAAGAAGAAGGCACAGGCGGCUGCGGCCCCCAAGCCCGCUGAAGUGAAGGUCGUCAAGGCGAAGGCAGCUACAGCAAAGAAGGGCGGCAAGUAAAGCCGGGGGAGUUAUCCCUUCGGGGAUUAUUGUAGUGCUCCACCACACAGAUGCGUGUAUUCCUGCUUCCUGAAAGUGUUGCUGCGGAUCUCGCUCCUGACGGGGGAGUAAGGAGCGACUGUGUGCCGAUCGGAUACCUGAUGUAGCUGGAACCGGUAUCUUCGAUAUCUGUUGCUUACUUGCCGUCCCCUCGACUGUCUGCGUGUCUGCUACCAGACUCUUCCCUAGUUCCGCCCACGCAUAACUGUGUGGACAGCAUAGCGUAUGUUCACCCUACUGCGGCAUUCGCGGAGCGCGCUGUGAAAGGGCGGUCGUUGUACACGUGAAGCCAUAGAAAGCCUAGUCUACGCGCUUGGCGCUGUAUUACCUCGCUCGUUGAUUAGUAGGCGAGUCAGUAGGAGCCUGCAAAUGCUGUUCAUGAAUUAGUGGCAUCCAUAUCAGACUAUAGAGUGGAAGGACGCGGUACAGAAGACACUCUCAGUUCCAUCAAUACGAUGCAUGAAGAUGGAGUAACAUCUUCAUUUUCUACACAUUCAUUUACUGUAAAAGAGGUUUCAAGCCACUGGCCUGUAAUCCCAGUCACAAAUUCAAACGAAGGUGCCGCUGCGUAAUUCACAAUAGGAACGAACGCCAGAGACCGUUUGACAUCGCUGUCCAUGAUAGAAAUUACGGGAUUCCCGUUAACAUCGAUGAGUUAUAGGGACUAACGCUACAGUGUGCACGGUGUAGCACGUCGCAUGCUUACCUGGCAGUUGGACGGUGCGUUUAAGUGCACUGCAGCAGAUCCAACGGCCUUGUGCCUUUUAGGUCGCUUGGUUAAGGUAGGGAACGCACGUUGGACAUCGCUCCUGGAUGCCGGUGGGAGGGGGAAGUAUACGCCCGCGUAUCCACUUUUAGGGUGACGUUGCCGCACUUUAGUUUGUGCUUUUUUUAUGCUGAACAACUGGACCGCCAACCGUGGCAUGCGUUCGGUGCAGCCUAGAGCUUCGAGGCGGUGUUACACAUGGCGUUGUGACUGCUUAAAACAUACGACAGGACCGUUUUCAAAAUUGUUUUUCCGGGCUGAUGUGUCGUUCACGUGGCUGCGCCUAAUGCUCUUUUAUUAGGUAGCGGAAGCAGUUUCGCCGUAUGCAGCCGACAUCACAGAUGUGAGACCAGCCCAUUGACAACUCUAAUGCAUCAUCCAAUUUGCAGCUAG
Messenger RNA from Toxoplasma gondii ME49, 2182 nucleotides. It is a transcript of the gene RPS6, whose product is annotated as ribosomal protein RPS6. The record is from RefSeq and is a predicted model, not a curated record. Gene Ontology annotation, cellular component: ribosome. Lineage: Eukaryota; Apicomplexa; Conoidasida; Eucoccidiorida; Sarcocystidae. The transcript is spliced from 2 exons. Gene Ontology annotation, molecular function: structural constituent of ribosome. Gene Ontology annotation, biological process: translation. Bases 214 to 984 code for a protein of 256 amino acids.